CGUCACGUGGCACGGGAAGGGGCGGGCCGCGCCUCCGCACAUGCGCACUUCCAGCCGGGGCCUUCUCCCUUCUCGCCCUACGCCGCCGACAUGGUGUUCAGGCGUUACGUGGAGGUCGGCCGGGUGGCCUACGUCUCCUUCGGGCCUCAUGCCGGAAAGCUGGUGGCGAUCGUAGACGUUAUUGAUCAGAACAGGGCUUUGGUGGAUGGACCCUGUACCCGGGUAAGGAGGCAGGCCAUGCCUUUCAAAUGCAUGCAGCUCACUGACUUCAUCCUCAAGUUCCCACACAGUGCCCGCCAGAAGUAUGUACGCAAAGCCUGGGAAAAGGCAGACAUCAAUACUAAAUGGGCCGCUACCAGAUGGGCCAAGAAGAUAGAAGCCAGAGAAAGGAAAGCCAAGAUGACAGACUUUGAUCGUUACAAAGUCAUGAAGGCUAAGAAAAUGAGGAAUCGCCUCAUCAAGAAUGAAGUGAAGAAACUGCAGAGGGCCGCCCUCUUGAAAGCUUCUCCCAAAAAGGCCCCGGUCGCCAAGGCCGCCAUCGCUGCUGCUGCCGCUGCCGCCGCAGCUGCCAAAGGCAAAGGCCCAGGCAAAAAGCCCUCGGCCGCCGACGGGGCCAAGAAAGCAGCCGGCCAGAAGGCUGCUCCCCAGAAAGCAGCUGGCCAGAAGGCCGCCCAGCCCCCCAAAGCUCAGAAGGGUCCGAAAGCCCCAGCCCCCAAGGCAGCCGCUCCCAAAGCAUCCGGCAAGAAGGCUUAGGGGCUGCUGCUCAGAAGAGGAAUUAAAGUUCUUUUUUGACAUGUUG
Molecule: messenger RNA, 799 nt
Organism: Perognathus longimembris pacificus (Pacific pocket mouse)
Lineage: Eukaryota; Metazoa; Chordata; Mammalia; Rodentia; Heteromyidae
Gene: Rpl14
Product: ribosomal protein L14
Exons: 6
Coding region: 91-753 (220 amino acids)
Biological process (GO): ribosomal large subunit biogenesis; translation
Cellular component (GO): cytosolic large ribosomal subunit; ribosome
Molecular function (GO): structural constituent of ribosome; RNA binding
Source: RefSeq, a predicted model, not a curated record